CCCCGCCCCGCCCCGGGACAUGGCGGCGGCGGCCAUGGCGCUGCGGCCGCGGUUGGAGGCGCUGGGCCGGCGGCUGCCCGCGCGCGGGGCGGCGGGAGGCGGCGAUUCCUUCUUAGCAAAGGGCUCUGCUACUCUGGAGAAACUGAAGGACCUCUGUAAUGAAGGGAGAGAACAUCCUUCCACGCUUUUGCAGCUCUAUGCGCAGGGUGUCUUAGACAUUACGUAUUUUGAGGAAAACCAGCUGGUGGAUGAAGAUUUUCCAGAAGAAUCUUCAUUGCAAAAAGUUAGAGAACUUACUCGUGUUCUUUCAGAACCAGAAGACCUAGUGAGGGAGUGCAACGUAAAUGAAGAACCCAUCAAUAUCCUUGGUGCAGAGUUAUUAGAAUGUCUUUACUGGAGAAGAGGAGCCCUGCUUUACAUGUUUUGUCAUACAGCAAAAGAGAGGAGUGAAUGGCUCCAGGAAAACAUUGCCGUAUUUGAAAAGUGUCUUAAUGAUGGAGUUCAUUACUUGAUGAAGAUGCUUAGCUUUAGAUGCCCUCUUCAGCUAAAUGAAGAUGUUGCAGUUCAAGAUAAAGACACAGCUACGUUACUCAGUGAAGGUGUAUUUAGUGACACUCACUUACUGGCCAUGAUGUACAGUGGAGAAAUGUGCUAUUGGGGACUGCAACACUGUGGAGAAGGGAAGCAGAAAAAGCUGGAGACGACAGAUUCAAUCUUUAACAGUGACCUGUGCUGCAGAUCACAGUGUGUGUUUCUGGAUUUCCGAGAAACGGGCAAAAAAAUGUUAACGAAGUAUGUGGCUGUUUGUGAGGGACCUUUAAAAGGCGAAGGGUGGAACACAACAACCGCAAAACAAAUGUUGUGUUACUUGGUGAAAUCCCAAAACUAAACUAUGCUGCCUUGGCUGCACUGGUGUCCGAAGAGCACGCACAGGGACGUGAUCGAUGCUUCAGUGUCUAACCGGUUUUCUUAUCAAAAUGCAUGCUUUUUUUGCAUUAAAAUCGUGCAUUCCAAGAA
Messenger RNA from Cuculus canorus (common cuckoo), 1017 nucleotides. It is a transcript of the gene RIMOC1, whose product is annotated as RAB7A interacting MON1-CCZ1 complex subunit 1. Bases 20 to 889 code for a protein of 289 amino acids. NCBI's taxonomy places the organism in Eukaryota, Metazoa, Chordata, Aves, Cuculiformes, Cuculidae. Gene Ontology annotation, biological process: mitophagy. The record is from RefSeq and is a predicted model, not a curated record. The transcript has 6 exons.